AUAUAAUGUAAGCAGAAACCCGUAAGCAAAUAUAAAUAGUAAAGUAAAAAUAAAAUUAAGCGAUAACUACGUCCUUGUUAUUACAUUUCGUAUUAAAAUAAUUUAUAAAAAUUCAUUUACUUUCAAAUUGUGGUAUUUGAGUAAUAUGCACAAUAUAAUAUUUAUUAAAAUUGGAAAAUUAUCACAUUAGUUUGUUAUCGGUCCGGGUCAUUAGUUAUAAUUUCUUUUUAUCUUUAAUCUACCUUUAAAGCUACGUGUUUUUGUGUAUUUUUACAAUAUUAAAAACGACAUGUGAUGAAUGGAAAUUGCAAAUUUCUUUGAUAAGCUCACAGAAUGAGAAUACGAAGACUGUCUGCCCUGUUCUGGGCGACAUGUAUCAUAGCCUUUAUAUUUAUUUUAUACGUUGUAACAGACCUUAGUUUUAAGUUGCCUAGUAUAAAACCUGCUAUAGUGGAUCUUGAAGAUAAUAAAUGGUCUUCAUUUGAAUCAAAACUUCGAAACAUAGAAAAUGAAUUGAAUCAACAUCAUGCUGUGGUUGGAGAGAUUAAAAAUGCAAUGAACCAAAUAGUGGAGAAAUCUCACGAGUAUCAUCCACCAAAAAAGAGACUGCCCGUUCACAAAGAAACUAAGAUCAGGGAAUUUAAAGUAGUCGGAGAUGAACCACCAAGGAUGCAAAGAAAAAUCAACAUGUCCUACUGUCCUGUUCCACAGACAUCGGCUAAAGCAGAUGUUCAGAUGCUCUCAAUGUAUGAUAGAAUAAUGUUUGAUGACAUUGACGGUGGAGUCUGGAAGCAAGGAUGGAACAUAGAGUAUAAAGAUAACCAAUGGAGCAGCAAAAACAAACUAAAAGUAUUCAUAGUUCCCCACUCACACAAUGAUCCUGGAUGGAUCAAGACAUUCGAAAAUUACUACAAGACACAAACGAAAGCGAUAUUUACAAACAUGGUAGAGAAAUUAAAGGAAGGCGUUGGUAGGAAAUUUAUUUGGGCUGAAAUAAGCUACCUGUCACUGUGGUGGACAACUGAUGCUACUGAAAAGGAAAAAGCAGCAUUUCAAAGCUUACUGAAAUCGGGACAGAUCGAAAUUGUAACUGGUGGUUGGGUCAUGAAUGAUGAAGCCAAUUCCCAUUGGCUUUCUAUAAUACAGCAACUAACAACGGGACAACAAUGGCUAAUCGACAAUCUUGGCUAUAUACCUAAGAAUGGUUGGGCUAUUGACCCUUUUGGCCAUUCCAGUACUCAACCUUAUUUAUUAAAGUUGACUGGCUUGGAAAAUACUGUCAUACAAAGAGUUCAUUAUAGAAUAAAGAAAGAACUAGCAUUAAAUAGACAAUUAGAGUUUAAAUGGAGACAAUUGUGGGAUGGUGUUGGAAAAACUGACAUGUUUACUCAUAUGAUGCCAUUUUAUUCAUAUGAUAUACCACAUACUUGCGGGCCGGAUCCAAAGAUAUGCUGUCAGUUUGAUUUUAGAAGAUUACCAGGGAAUGGCAUCUCUUGUCCCUGGAAUAUAGCGCCGAGGAAAAUCAUUCAAAAGAAUGUUGCUGAAAGGUCAUUCAUGAUUUUAGACCAAUGGCGUAAGAAAGCACAGCUGUACCGCAGCAAUGUGGUGCUCAUACCAUUAGGUGAUGACUUCCGCUAUGACCGGUCCAACGAGUGGGACAACCAGUACCAGAACUAUGAGAUGAUUAUAGAUUAUAUCAACAGCAAUGAUGCGUGGAAUGCUGAGGUACAAUUUGGUACUCUACAAGACUAUUUCAAGGCAGUUCACGAAGAUAUCAAGUUAUCGGAUUUUCCAGUAUUGUCAGGAGACUUCUUCACUUACGCUGAUCGCAACCAACACUACUGGAGCGGAUAUUUCACAUCGCGACCUUUCUAUAAAAAUAUGGAUAGAGUGCUACUAGCCUAUGUACGGGCAGCAGAGAUAAUAACGGCCCAGGCGUGUACGUCGCGCUCCGUCAGUUACAUAAUGUUCCUGCAGCUACGAGAUAGAGUGGAGCAGGCGCGGCGAACCCUGGCGCUGUUCCAGCACCACGACGGAGUCACCGGGACCUCGAGGGACGAGGUGCGGGAGGAUUACGCUCGCAAAAUGCUAACAGCCAUUAAGUACAGCCAGUCUGCAAUCCAACAAGCCGCAUAUUAUCUCCUAAAGCAGCCCACCAUCCAGGACCAGACUCAAGAUGAUAUAUACUUCGACGUAGACGACAUCUGGCGGAGGCAUGAUGAAAUUCCUUCUAGAAUCACCAUUGCCUUAGAUCCGAUGUCGCCUUCAAGACGGCUGCUCUUUUAUAACGCUUUGGUAUUCAAACGAUAUGAAAUUGUCACUGUUCUCGUGUCCACGCCACAUGUUGAGGUAUUUGACCCAGAUGGUAACCCGAUAAUGGCUCAAGUAUCCCCCGUGGUGGCAGGAGAAAAACGACUUGGUUUUGCGGCAAAUAAGUACCAGUUAUCAUUCCCAGUGACCGUGGACUCUUUAGCGAUCACAGUGUACACGGUGUCUUUGAGAGACAGCAUGGCUAUAAACAAGUACACGGCGCACGCGCGCGUGCGCACGUACAACGCGGACUACUGGGCGGCGGAGCUGCCGCCCUUCGACGUGCAGCAGGCGGCGGCGCGCCUGGCGGACGACGUGACGCUGCAGGCGGGCGGCACGCGCCUGCUGCUGUCCCGCGACGGGCUGCUGCGGGCAGUCGUGGCGCCCGGCGGCCGCGCCGCGCCCGUGCACAUGGACUUCGUGCAAUAUGACACUCAAAAAGGUCAAGACAACAACAGUGGAGCAUAUUUGUUCAUACCCGACGGCCCCGCGACGCCCUUCAAGCCUGACCCAUUUCCAGAAAUUGUAAUCACAGAGGGACCAUUUAAAUCUACCAUAUAUUCUGGACUUAUCGGGCCGAAGGCUGCAGAAAUAUUGCUUUCGAUCACAGUGUACAACAACCCGAUGCUGCCUCACAGUGAGCUAGAGAUCACCAACACGCUGCUCAUCGAUCCUCAGGUGGACGACCUGGAGCUGGCUAUGAGGUUUUCCACGUCCAUCAAGAAUGGGGACGUCUUCUAUACUGACCUCAAUGGCAUGCAGAUGAUAAAGCGGCGCUACUUCGAAAAACUGCCUCUGCAGGCGAACUUCUAUCCGCUGUCAGCGGCCGCCUUUCUUCAGGACGAGAGCACUCGUCUUACUGUGCUCACUUCCACGCCACUGGGUGUUGCCGCCUUGCGACCUGGACAGAUCGAGAUAAUGCAGGACCGGCGCCUGAGCCGCGACGACAACCGCGGCGUGAACCAGGGCGUGCUGGACAACGUGCGCACGCGCCACGCCUUCCGGCUGCUGCUGGAGCGCGCCGCCGGGCCCUGCCCGCCAGACUCGGCGCAGACGCGCGGCGCGCUGUCGCUGGGCGCGCACGUGUCGCAGCAGGCGCUGCUGCAGCCGCUCGUCGCGCUGCACCACAGCGCCGGCGAGCGCGCGCCGCGCCCCGCCUACUCGCGCUCAACGCUCAACGCGCCCGACGUCGUGCUGGCCGCCUUCCACUCGCAAGUGUCGGCUAGGACUAAAGACGGCGUGACGCACCAAGGCAUUGGAAUGACCUUCCAGCGGGUAGAGUUGGACACGUGUUACGGGAACAAGACGAUGGAGAAAUUGUAUCCGCUUAGCGAGGGUCAGAUACCUUUAACGGACCUAAUAGACGUACAGCCAGACCAAGUAUUCGAGAGCUCCCUGACCUUCGUCCAGAUAAGAAACCCCGUGCCUGAGGGAUUGGUCACGCUAUGUCCGAUGGAAAUUCGCUCCGUUUUUAUCAACCAGACAUUAAAACACGCAUGAGUGUCACGUUAUUGCUUGUAAUGAAUGUUGUUUUAUCAUUAUGUCACAUGUUUAUUUUUAAAAUGUUUGCGAGCUUUUUGGCUUUGUGUAUAAUUUGUUAUACCCUAUUAUAUCAAUUUAUACUUCACAAAAUGUCCAAAUUUGUAUUCUUAUAAUAAAUGAAAUCAUUAUUUCUUUAGUUUUAGAAAUUGA
Melitaea cinxia (Glanville fritillary) is the source of this 4002-nucleotide messenger RNA. RefSeq names its product alpha-mannosidase 2 (gene alpha-Man-IIa). Gene Ontology annotation, molecular function: carbohydrate binding; alpha-mannosidase activity. The record is from RefSeq and is a predicted model, not a curated record. The coding region runs from base 334 to 3810 and encodes 1158 amino acids. Gene Ontology annotation, biological process: protein deglycosylation; N-glycan processing; mannose metabolic process. Lineage: Eukaryota; Metazoa; Arthropoda; Insecta; Lepidoptera; Nymphalidae. The transcript is spliced from 20 exons. Gene Ontology annotation, cellular component: Golgi membrane.